Messenger RNA from Panicum hallii, 1398 nucleotides. Its product is annotated as fibrous sheath CABYR-binding protein-like. The annotation marks the transcript as partial. The record is from RefSeq and is a predicted model, not a curated record. The transcript has 6 exons. Lineage: Eukaryota; Viridiplantae; Streptophyta; Magnoliopsida; Poales; Poaceae.
UCUACAUUGAAAAUCAUGCCCCCCAGCUCUUUGGGAAAACAAAUAAACCACCUGUAGUGAGGCCAGAGUGGAAUCGUGAACUGACCAGAGGAGACCUGGAUCAAGUCGAGGAGCUUUUAACAAUCAUAGAAGCACUCAAGAUGACAAGAACUGACAGAUGAAGCCGCACUCCGUCGAGUCGAACGAGUACUUCUGGAUGUGGAUGCAGUCCCAUACGUCCCACAGCUUUACACUGCUCAGAAGCCUCCAAAGCCGGUAAAUGUUGGACUACUUUAUAAUAGGAACAAGUUCCGUCUCGCCCAUGCUAACUGAGCACCUUCUGCAGGGACACACGGAGUUAUACCGUAGCUACCCGCCGCAGCCGGACAUCCCGUGGCCAGACCACCUUCUUCCCAGCGCCGCUGUCAAAGCGAAGAGGGCUCGAAAAGCUACGGCCCUGCACAGCAGCGAGUCCACGGAAGGUGGGAGCCCCCUGGUGGAGACGGGCACCGAGGGGGAAGUGAGAAAGGACAACUCCCUCGGACCAGCCGUGGAGUUAGCCACAACUCUGCCUCUGGUGCCACAAGGUCGUCGGGUAGUGCGCAAACGAAAGGUGCAAGAAGUCGAGUCUUCCAGUCUUCCUGCUCUACCACCCGAGAUCGGACCCAAAGAGGUGGAAACAGGUCCAUCCGCCGUCGCGGCAGUGACCAUUGCCGUGGCGAGGACCGCCCAAUCGGCUGAUCAAGCCCCGCCGCCAGCAAUAGGGACUCCGCGACAGGCCUUGCGGGUGAAAAAGGCCGUCAAAAAGAAGUCUAAACUGGUUGCAAGCGUGGUGCAGCUCCAGCUGUAUCCGGACGCAGCCACCGCAGCCCCAGAGUCGUCAACCCGAACUGAGCCUUCCGGCGCGGAACCGGCCCCAGCCGCUGCAGCCUCCGAGCCGUCGGCGCCUGGAGAACCAGUACCCACGGAGCUGGCCCCUGAAGCAGAUGUGACGCUCCCCAACUUGCCGCCUCCCGAGCUCCGACAAGAUGAAGCCGAAGCUGGUGGCGGAGAACAAGUCGAAGCCCCUGAUGCUGCUCCUACUGAUGGCACAGGUGUCCGACAACCACCGCCCGAAGACAUCGCCGGGUCCUCGAGGAAUCCCCGUGAGAUACUAAAGGCCGGGCCGGGGUACAAGAACGUCAUCACCACCGACCUGGUGGACGACCCCCUGCUGACGGCAGAAAAUUUAAAGACCUUCAAGAGCACCUUCAAGGAGUUAUACGAUUUUUCCAUGCAUGUAAUCACUAAAUCCCAGAAAAAAUCGGAGAAGCUCAGCGCGGUUGUGAGUGAUGCGCGAGAGUUAGCUGCCCUGGACAAGCGCAUCUCCGAAGAAAUUAUGAAGAAUUGCUAUCUGCAGCGAGAGCUGGACAUAUUGAA